This is a messenger RNA of Xyrichtys novacula (pearly razorfish), 19360 nucleotides long. The record is from the annotation of a GenBank genome assembly. Lineage: Eukaryota; Metazoa; Chordata; Actinopteri; Labriformes; Labridae.
ACUCUGUUUGACAGUUGAAUUGAUUUGGCAGCAGCGCGCGCCCUGUCAGGUUGCUAGUUCCCGUGAUUUCUCAUGGAGCACCUGUGAUUUUUACCCACUAAACACUGCUCUGCGUGUUUUCUACUCACUUCUACCUCAUGUUUAAAGGAGUAAAAUGCACUUUUGUGGCACGAAAGCCACGUGCAAGAACCAAACAAUGCUGUAGUCGUAUUUGCCCGGACUCUCGUGUGGCCCUCCGUUAACUUCCAGUGAAGCAGGAAUGGAGAAAACGCUUCAGAUAUCGCCUCACUCCCUCGCGUUGGUGCUCACGGAUAAAGAGGACUCCUCAUCAUCGUCUUCUUCUUCAACAGCCGUACUUUCCGUAAAGUUGCAGCAUCGCAUCGGAUACGAGGUGUUCGCCAGUUUUAAAGCCGUAAACAUGCAGCAUUUCUGGAACAAGGCGCUGACACACGCUCUCUCGGAGAUCUUCUUCCUCGGAUGGAUAGAUGAACAUGUCCUGCUGAUCCAGGGCAGAGAGGUUAAUCUCCAAGUCCUGAGGAAUGGAUGGACCAGGCGGACCCUGAAACCACCACAGGGGUUUGACAUCAAGUGCAUCGGUGGGUACAUGUCAUAUUGUCGAAAAAGUCUAAAUGCAUGCGAAUUUCAUUUUCCCACCCAAGUGACUUGAGAAGCACUAUUUUCCUCUUCUUUGCACUUUUUGUUUUGCUUGUAGCAUGAGCAACCGAUCACAACAAAGCAGACUCAAUCACGUUUUCAUUCUUUAAAGAUCCUUUAGGGCCAGAAUGAUUCAAGUGUUGACAGGAGAGUUGAGAAUUAGGUGCAGUUGCAAAAACAUGUAAUUAAAUCUGGCACAUCCAUCCAGUCUGCCAACCCGAGUCAAAGUAAGAUUAUGAUCUAGUCAAGUAUUUGAACUCAUGUGGACUGUUUUAACUUCUUUGAGUGUUUCCAUUCAAGUUUGAUAGCUUUUUUUUGACUGGAUGGCCUAAACAUACAACUUUUAUGCAGCUAAAAAUCCUAGAGUAUGCCUUGUGAAGCUGCACACCUUUAAUAAUGUUCAAUGAGAAAACUGAUUCAAGGUUUUUGCACCUUAUUGUGAGUAAUUGAACUGAUGAAAGUCCAAGUUAGCGUUGGUUUUUGAACUUUAACCAUUUUUGAUGUAUAUUUCAUGUGUCUUUCAUUGCCCUUUAUCAUUCUGCCUCCCUGAAAACUCAUCCCACAAACAUUCAGAGGUCUUUCUUUGGGUGAUUGAGGUACACUCUUCAACCAGUAAAUACAAAUAUGUGACUCAACUUUUGUUUAACACAGUUAAUCUGUAUCCUUCUCAACUUUUGGACCCGAUUAACUUUUUACUUCAACUUCCAUAGAGAUGUUUUUUAUUCUGCUGCUUGGUUUCAACUUUUUAGUAUCCGAGAAGUUGUUCUGAGACUCUUGCCUUUGGUCUUUCUCUUAUUCCUGCUUCCCAAAUGCUGGCAUUGAAGCUAGCUGCCAUUCAACCACCCUCAUCUGGAAUGACAAGUUAAAACCCUUUUGAUAUGAUACCUAUCUUCUCUCCUACCCCUUACUGAUAAAAGACAGGUCGAAUUAAAACAAGUCAAUGCUAGUCUGAUGGGAGGUCUUAAGGCGACAUCUCACCUUCUAACCUCAUCAGCGCCAUAUCAUAUCGACUAACUCAUUCAGUUAAAAGAGUCAUGGGACUCUGGCCCAGUUCGACAUUCCCACACUCACUCAUCUACUCCUGACAUCGCUCUAACUUAUGUAUGUGCUGGGACAGGUUUGAAUGACUACAGGUAUUGUCAGCGAGUCAACCGCUGCACCCAUCAACUGCCCUCACAAGCUUUAUUGGAGCAUGUGUUUGUCUGAGUGUGUGCAUGUGCAAAUGAGAGGGUUAUGCAGCUUGUGGUAGAUCACCUUGUUUUAUGCUUUUUUGGCAACACAGCUUCAGUUAGGAUCAUCGGUUUCAUUGUUGUUAGGCAUACAGAGGAGAAACUGACUCACGUUUUUAAAACCAUUGAAUUUUCAAAUCUUGUUUUAUUGACAGAUCAAUACUCAUACUCUGAUUCACAAAAUAAAACCUUGCUCCCCAAAACACAGAGUAAAAUGUUGAUAUCAGCUUCCAGAGAGGCUGAGUCUCAGAAGCAAAACUGGGAAGAAGUUCACAAACUCUGAGAGCAAAAAGUCAAACAAUAUCCAUAUCAUGUUCCUCUGUAAAAUUGGAAAGAACUUUGAUUCUGCAGAGGUGCCCAUUUAAGAUGGAGUGUGGUCUGAUGAAUCCAAAUUCGACAUUUAAUUUUGAAAUCAUAGACGCCUUGUCCUCCACUCUGAAAGGGAGAGGGGCCAUCUGACUUGUAAUCAGUGCACAAUUCAAAAGCCAGCAUCCAAGAUGGUAUGAGAAUGCAUAAGUGCUCAUAGCAUGAGUAGGUAACAUAUUAACAGGUUUUGGAGCAACAUUUGCUGCCAUCCAGUUUGCCUUUUUCAGGGAAACCUUGCACAUUUCAACAGGAUGAUACCAAACCACAUAUUGCAUUACAACUGCAUGACACUGAAGUAGAAGAGUCCUGGUGUCAAAUUUGCCUGCUCUCAUAGCCCUAAUGUGUCAACCAUUAAAAACAUUUGGUGCAUCAUGAAAUGAAAAAUACUACAAAGGAGACCUCAAGUGUUCCGCAGCCAGAGUCUUAUACAAGGCACGAAUGGACCAAAAUUUCAAAACUCCAGAAAUUGGUCUCCUUUAGAAUAAAAGAAGUGGUGCAACUGGCAAACAUUAAGCCAGACUUUCUUCAAGUCUGUUUUGGUUUGCGAUCGCUUCAUCUGACACAUAUACAACGACUGCAGUCUCAGCAUCCAAAACAAUCAACCAGAAAUAACAUCCAUUACCGAUUAUGGUCUUAUCUGCUUUUGUGGCUAAUACAGAGGUACCAUUGUAAUGUCAUCCUGUUUCAAAACCAGCUGAGAACCUCUCACAGGAGCUUUAUCUUUUAUUAUGAAAACAAUGGAUUUUGUAGUGAGUGGUGACUGAAGGAGAAUUAUCGCCCUAUUCUAGCACCAACUCUAACAAUCCUUUAAGCUGAUUAUUUUGGUCAGGAAAGUUUAGGUCAACUUUACUGAAUUUGUCGCUAUUUUUUAUCAGUUUUAUUUCCAGAACUCUACCAUUAUUUUCUUUUUAAAGGGAUGACUAAAUGCAGCAUCUGACUAGACUUCCCAUGGUACAGACUGUAAAAACGGAAGCAUUGACUGCUUAUACAGCUCCAUCAUGUUAUCAGAUUCCCAUGCCUGGCAGCUUAACAUCGACUUUCUUGGAAAUCAAUAAAAAAAAGUUUAAGGAUCUUGAGGUUUGUUUCAGUGCAAACUUGUAUCCUAAAAUAGAUUCUGUUUUUGUGUCAUAGUUUUUUUUUCUCACACUGACUCACUGAAGAAGGAGAGACGAGCUGCACAGUGAAGCAAACACCGAUAACUGAGGAAUGUUUGCCCACUAGCUAAUAACUCACAAGGCUAUUUAAUGCUAAAACCAACUGAGCGUGUAUGCUGCUGGUUUGGAUGCAGAUAAGAUACAGAUAUAUUUUUGGUGUGAUAUGAAAAAAUAAACCCAAAAUCUGGGAUAGACAGCUAAACUCACCCCAAAUCAGAGGGGACUAAUUAGACGAUGAAUUUGUUAUGCCUACCUGUAAAAUCAAGAAGCAUAAUCCAUCUUUAGUUAAAUAGCAAGCUAGUGUGAAUUCCACAGGGUGUUAAAUAUUAACCAUGUUACCUGUAAGGACCUCUCAACCAGUGAUCACUCAUCACCCAGUUUGGGAGGAUUAAGUUCUCAGUUGGUUAAGGUGUUUCUAUGGAAAAUGUCAUUGACCAAAACCUUAAGUACACAUGUAAAAACCGCCACAGUAUUUUUUAAAAUUAUUACUAUUAGUUUUUUUGGUACAAGCUGCAAGUUUCUUUGUCUUCACUGAAGUUACAAGAUUGAAGUUUUUCAGACAAAAACAACAGAAAACUACUUUGAAAUGAAGUUCCACCAAAGGCUGCCAGUUAUAUAUGUGUUCAGAUCAGUAAUUGUCAUUGUGUGUUUUGCUAAAUUAUGGCAUCAUUGUGUUUUAUUUUGAGGUUUUGAGCAAACAAAUGCAUCUUUUACUAGCAGUGACUACCUCAGACAAGGCUAUAAGGACACAGGAUUAGUUAAAAGUCUCCAUUACCAAAAAAAAUCACUGGUUGAAGCGUUAUCUACAAGUGUUAGAUUGAAGUCAUGUUUCUGUGAAAUGAAUUUAAGUCACUUCUCUGUUUGCACACUACAGAUUAUCCCUCAAACUGCCUGAGAAUGUGUGACCAGGGCUGAGAGCCAAAAUGUAGCCAGAUUAAUACAAUUAGGCUCAAGUAGUGGAUUUUCAGUUGUGUGAAAACAAGGUGUUUCUUAAAAACUGACUAUUCAAUCUGAUUAACUGUGGGACUUUGUAUCCGUUAGCCGGCUAUAAACAAUAGACUGGGAGGAGUGUGAGCUCAGGAGGAAGGAAAAGUGGAGCAUUUGUUCAGGAAAACAGUGCUGCUCUGCUCUGCCUGCUGCAGCUCAGGUCUCCACUGAAAGGAAAAGGAGGGUCCCAGCAGAGAAUUGGGGGAAAUGUUUAACGCAGCAGACCGAUUUGUUGCCAUAUAUCUUAAUGUCAGAUCAGGAUGUGUCAAGUAGGAUGUUGUGGGGGAAAAAAAACUCUUUUGUUCUUGUUAUAAGCUCAUACAGCUAACUUUAGGAAGACGUGUUGUCUUAAAUGAUCCACUAGAGGGCAAACCACCAGCACAAACAGUGAUGUUGGAUGAAGUUCAUUAAAGGCCACAUAUUGUCUUAUUUCAAACAGUGUAAUAUCUGCACUCUUUGAUUGGUAUUGUAUAACACAGUCCCACAUCAGAAUCUGUUAUUUGUAAGAGCUACCCUGGCUGCAGAGCUUAUUUAAUUGUAUUUUACUAGUUAUAAAAAAACAAGUAAGAUAAGUGACCAAAUCUCAGCCUUUUUAGCCAUUUCUAACACAGCUGCUGCAUUCACUGUAUACCGAUCGCCUCCAUCUCCCCCUGUAGUGGGAUGUUAGGCCAAAAUGCUGCCUUGAUGGGGGCUAAGCAUAGACUGUCUAGAGCAGUGGUUCUCAAGUCCAGUCCUCGAGGCCCCACUGUCCUGCAUGUUUUGGAUGUUUCCCUGCUCCAACACACCUGAUUCAAAUGAUUAGCUCGUGACAAAGCCAUUACAGAGCUUGAUAACGAGCUAAUCAUUUGAAUCAGGUGUGUUGGUGCAGGGAAACAUCCAAAACAUGCAGGACAGUGGGCCUCAAGGACUGGACUUGAGAACCACUGGUCUAGAGAAUGGACAGCGUCUGCCUCCUUGCUGGGUGAAGCCACUCCGAGAACAGCACACUCUGGUGACGGGCUGCAGUAUAGGUCAUAAAUCCCGCCUCGUCCAGCAAAGUUUAGGGAGCUGUGCACAAACUUUAGAAAUUAAUUACACAGAAUAUAAGAUUUUUCCCCCCUGGUUGCGAUGUUGACAUGUAGUUACUGUAAGACUGGUUUGUGCUCAAGUCCUCUUCUUUCUGUACAGCUCCAGUUUUAAAAGUUAUUAGGGGGUUCAUGUUUUCUAUGAUUGACACUUGAUACAGCCUAUGGGCGUAUGAAGAUUGCGUAGCUCACUCAGGGAAUAUGCUGUUUGAGCCAAGUGUCAUCACACCGACUCCCGGCAACUCUUCUGUCGAAUGCGCACAAUGCUACAGCGCAAGUGGUGAAGUGCGUACAAUGCUACUGCGCAAUGUGGUUUCUGGAAAUGGAGAAAAAUCACGGAAAUACCGAGAGCUUUUCAGCUUUAAAUCCGUAUACUGGCGGAAGGCGGAACUAAGUUGUCCAUAGUAUAUACAGUCUAUGGUGCUGAGUGGAGCCAAGGCGAGCACAGAAGCAAUCUGGCUGGUAGAGCUUUAGAACCGAUGUCUGUGAACCAAAAAGCAUGUUUAACUUGAUAAAACUGCAAAGCCUCCUCAGGUCAGUGCAGUGCAUGACUGAACCAAUUGUUGUGUCAAAGAGGACACUCACAGCUGUAGGAAGUUCAGUGACUAUUGCAGUGGUGAUCAUCUUGUCUUGUCAUUGCUUCUCUAUGCUUCUGUCAUGGUAAAGACUUCUGCAGGAUGUGAACAGAUAGCGGCAUGUUCAGAAAAUACACAACCUUUCUUACCAAUGGAGGUCGUUUGUUCUUGUUGUCAUGAAAAUGUGUCAUCCAGUUGGUUUAAACACAAGAUUCAACACACCUUCCAGUCGGUGAAGCUGCCAUCUUGGUUGUUUACAAACAUGCUGAAGCAGUGCUCCUGUGUCGUCAUCUUAAAUGAAGGAUUGGGAUUGGGUUGGUAUAUCUGACACCAAGGGACAAUUUUAAAAAUGGCAGCAGUUUCAGACCCACAUGCCAGCAGAAACUGAGUAUGAGCCGGCUGAUUGGUCUGGUAACACAAGUCUAACUCUCACCUUUUACAAAUCACAAAAUUAAGAAAUUGACAGAUAGAAAUAAGCAUCGUAACAUACCGAAUUCUUGAUGAUGACACGGCACUUUGACACUAAGCACUGACAACCUACUGCAGAAUCUCCUAAAGCUUUAGGAAGCUGCUAGCAUAGCUGUGUAGUCUUUAUUUUUUUAAAGAUAAACAGUGUGUUUCCAAAGUGCCACUUUUUUAUUGUAUUUUAAAAACUCAGGCAUUAUUUUCAUUGUUCACUAGCAUAAGUAAUAUUAUAGCACCCACUGCCCAAAGUGAUCCUUUCAGAUUAACUUUGUUUACUUAUCUGACAGUCACCAAAAAAACAAAACAAAACUAUAUUUUCAGUCUACUGUUCCCAGAAAAGUAUAGAAUCACCAGGUAGAUAGAACCAGUGACUUUAGGCUUUAAUUAGGAUUUAGCAAGAUUAGCUAAGGGAUAUAUUGCAAUAAAAAACACUACCAGUACUCCAUUACUGAGUAUUUUGUUUUCCAGAAAGUAGGCUCUCUCUCCACUUUUACCCCACCCUGCUGUUUUCCCCCCCAGUUAGCAUUAAUGUGCUUUAUUUUGAACAAUCGCCACAGUGCUGAAGGCUGUCAGUUCCUCGGCUGAGAUGCAGGAGUGUUUUCUUUCAGUGUAACAGACAGUCAGUGCUGGUCUGUCUGCCUCUAUCUGGAGUUUGCUGCCUCUUUACGAGGAAACAGCACUCAAAGGUAACAGCUAUGAGCUCAUCGGCUUGUGUCGUCAUGGCAACAAAGGCUGUUGCAGCACUACUGAGAAAUAAAAUGGCUGGCGUGGUGUCACUCUCUCUCUCUCUCUCUCUCUCUCUCCCUCCUCCUCCUCUUUCUCCUCCUCACCCCUUCUUCCCUCCUCUCCUCUUUCUCUUCGGUAUCAGUGAACUGGAGCAGAUUGGUUGUGACACUGUCCACCCCGUCCACCCCCCUCUCCUCUCCACCUCCUCCUCCUCCUUCUCCACCCAUCCUGUGGCCUGUCCUGCCCUCUCACUUUUGCUCCUUAUUCUUGCUCCUCCAAUCUUCCAUUCACACUCCACACAUGUGAGUCAGCAGGAGUGUGCAGAUAAGGAAGAGCUGCCACUUUGGGCAAUGAUUGAGGUGGUGUUUUCAGUUGUGUUGUUCGCCGGCAGCUCCACAGAAUCAACCUGUGGAGAGCGCCGCCGACGAGGAUGAUGUGAAUAAACAUCUUUAAUAUGAGUCCCCUUUUUGCUCAAAGCUGGUUUAAGUGUUUAGAUUUUAGUCAAAAAGAGGAAGGAUGCUGGUUUAAGAGUGGAGGAAGCAAGAGAUGAAGGAAAGGAAAGUGAGGAUGCAAAUUUAGCCAAAGAUUCAGAGCUGGAGCAAUUCCCUGGACAUCAUCUGAGGCCUGAAUAUUUUCCUUUUUUUUCUUCUUCUUCUGCAUGUGUGUGGAGCUGUUGAUAUUUGCUCUCCUCUCUGCCUUAUGUAUGUCCUCCAUCUCUCUCCCUCUCUCUCUCUCUCUCUCUCUCUCUCUCUUGCAUCCUCUCCUCUCCUACCCUCCCCACAGCCUCAAUCACCCAGACACAGACGCAUGCAUGCUCACGCAGAAUCGCGCGCAGCAGGCGGAUGCGCGCAUACACACUUUCUCCCUCUCUCACACACACUCACACACACACACAUACACACGCACACACACAUACUCACACACCCUUCCUGGAGGUGCUGGGAGCAGCUGCAGCAUUAGCGUUGAAAGAGAUCUGCCGUUGACUGGAGUUUGCAUCCCCCCCCCUCCUGUUAAUGAAUGGAUGCUACGGCGGUAGGCUCGGGAGCUUCAUCUUCAUCAUCUUCUCCUUCUUCUUCUCCUUCUUCCGCUGGAUUGCGGGAAACGGUGGAUAUCUACUCUUGAAAUUAAUUAAUUUUUAUGCUCUCCAUUUUUUUCUCCCCACCCUCUCCUGGUGUGCUGUUGUCGAAAGGACGAUGGGGUCUUGUGCUUGAUCGGAUAAAGAUGGAGGUGAACGUGGCGUCUCCGGUGCUUGGCAUACUACCGAGGUUUCACAGCCCGUUGGGGUGAAUGGAGCUUUUAUUUCUCUUUUUUUCUAAACUGGGCUCUUUUGUUUUCCGGGGGAUCGAUCGAGCACUCCUGUGGUGAAUUGAGCUAUUGUCGAAGACUGGGCCUCUCUUAAGCUUUCAAUCUUUUUUGCCUGAUCCAUCCAUCCAUCCCCUCCCUUCCUUUCCUACCUUUUACCCCCCUGUUACCUUCCCCUCAAAAGAAGCGAGCGGAUCCUAAAAACCCUCCCGUGAAACCUCUCCUCCUCACCGUCCUCCUCGCUUCCAAUGCCCCAUUUCCCUCAUCUCUACCCCUGCCCCCCCACCUCUCUCCCGCUCCCUCCUCCCACAUCAGAGCGGCUACGUAAUGUGCCUCCCUACGCAUGCAAAUGGGGAUGCUACAAAUGGUGGCUGGGACUGAUGCCGAUGAAAGGGUGAUGCCUCGCGCAAUCACCUGCACCUGCACCUCCGCCGCCGCCGCCGCCGCUGCCAUCGCUCCAGAUCAGCCCGGUAGAGCCCAGCAGCCGAUGACAACCACCCACAGUGCGAACACGGUCGUUUGUAGCUUGCUCGUGGAUGUAAAUGAGACGCGCGUGUGUGUGUGAAGGUGCACACUGGUUCCUGCCAUGUCUGGUGUGUGAUCGCUGUAGCGGGACGUUCUUACUGAUGCGGGGGAGGCACUGAGCCUGAGGUUGGUCGACCUCCCCCUGCACGUCCCCUCCCCCUUUCCCCACCUCCCCUCUUUCCUUCCCUUUUUGUACCACCCCUCCACCACCUUAUCCUAGCUCCCUUCCCUCCCUCCAUCCCCUCCAUCCCCUCCUUCUCCGGGUGUGAAGGCCACCUGGACAAGGGGUCACGAUGAAGAAGAACCGCAGCAGCAAUCUGCGGCGGGCCUGGCCCAGCUCGGAGCUCAGCGAGCGCCCGCUGGAGCACAAUCUCUCCCGUAGUGAGAAAGACAUCCGUGUGCAGAGCAAGCAGCAUCUUCCUCCCCCUCCUCCUCCUCAUUUCUCUCCGUCCCCGCCAAGUUAUCGUGCGCCAGGUGAGUAGACGCUCCCACCGAAAGAAGCUCCGCCCACUCUCCACGCAGAAAUGCUCAGGGUUUGCACAGAUGUAGUUUGAUGUGGGGUAAAGGGCAAAGUUCAAAGUAGGGAUAUUUUUUUUAGGAGUCAUCUCAUUCAGACUGUAUCAGACUCUCUUUUGGUUCGUGGUUAAAAUACUCAAAUUGAAUCUCCCUUGGUCGAGAAUUUAGGCACUUUCUGACUUUCUCACAUCACAUCGUGCAAACACUGAAAAUAUACACAACUGGUAAUUUGUGAGAUCAAAAUGUUCAUUUUUGAAGUUGACUCAUAUGAUGCACCAUUGCAUCAUCUUUGCGCCACAAUUUGCGACACAUUUUGUGUUUAUUGCGAUGACAAAAGCGCUCUCUUGCAUUACCAAAGAAAACUGAUCCUUUUCAUUUAUUUUGUAAGGCAAUGAUUUGCUUUUUUCCCUCUACUGUCUUAUAAGAUUAGAACUAUAACCUCAUCCCUACAGCCUGUGGAGAUUUGCUCUGUGUACGCUAUUUUGAAAAACAGGUAAAAUAUUUCCAAAAAAAAGGACAGCAGGGUGUUUUUGUCCUCUAUUUUGUGGACCAAUUCCCUUGCAGAUCCAGCUGUCCUCGUGUUUACUAAAAACCCCGUAAAGCCAUGCAAAGCCACACAGAGCUUAAGGGGCUGUGAUACGGAGCAGAGAUAACGUCACCAUGUUGCUUAACCGACCAUUCAGCUGAGUGUGCUGAGGAGGCCGGGCCCUGCACACAUUUCAGCUCAGGUGGGGGAAAUGUGUUGCAGAAUAUGACUUAAAAACAAUGAUGAAUGUAGUAAAACCAAUUCAUGCUGGUCAUCUGCGGUCAUCAGACUAGGUCAGGAAUCAAUAUAUGGAGGUGUAAGUUACACUUUUUUGAUCGAUGGUCAAAUUUAGGUCAGAGGCUGCAGCCUUAGCUCCACUGUGAUGCCUUCCUACCUUUCAGCUGGGCAGAUGUUUGCCCUCAGAGAGGCUUGAAGCUGGGCCGUCUGCUUGUAGGAUGAUCUCACCACUCACUACCGCUGACAGAAAAGCCAGCUUAAUGCAACAAAAGCACGAGUAUUUCUGUGUGUAAGCUCUCAAUGUGCUGCUUAAGUCGGUAAUGAUUUGUUACAUUUUAAAUACGUGGGUUUAACAUCCUGAAGGAUUGUGUAAGCUUCAUUUUCUGAUUGUGAAUUGAAUCACGAGGUGGCAGAGACUCAGGUGAUCUCACACUGAGGAUGUGUUUGCUGCAGCGGCUUCCUCGGUAUGCUAACCUACAAGAAACAGGGGAUAUGAGAGGCUAAAGGAGGAGGAGAGUAGAGGAGGAGCUGUUUCAGGCAGCAUGCAAACUGCUGCCUUUUGACCAUUACAUCAUAGCUUCACACGCUGCGCCUGCUGUUCAUUCAUAAUCUCACUGUAGUGCCUUUGCCUCCCCCUCCCCCACCUCUUCUUCUGCAGGUGACGUGUCUCCGAUCAGUAUGUCACCUAUCAGCCAGUCACAGUUCAUCCCGCUGGGAGAGAUCUUGUGCCUGGCAAUCUCUGCUAUGAACUCUGCCCACAAGCCAGUCAACCAGGAGGCUCUGGUGGAGCACCUCACUGCCAGCUUCCCAGGUAUGCUCCUCAGAUCUUUUUUCAGCAGCGGGACUGCACAAAAGUAUCGAGAAACCCACAGUUGAAACCAUUAUGUAGCACAUGUGAUAGGACAAGUAGCUGCAAUAAUGAUAAUUCACUUUCAGUACAGUUAAUACAUUUCUUGUCUUCAAAUUUGUGAUAGAGUAGCUAUUAUCCUCUGAUUAUAUUUCCAAGUAGAAAAAUGUACCAAUAUGAAGUAUUAACUUAUUCACAUCAAACACACAAGUCAGCCUGGAAAAAGUCUUACUCUAAAUGACUAUUUACCCCAUUUCUAACACACAUACAUGGUAGUAGGGAAUUGCUAUCUGUCUAGUAAAAAUUAAGAAAGAGAGAUACAGUCUUCAUAUUGAUUGGAUCUGCAACAUUCAGUCUGAUGGUUGUUGUCGAUUCUUAUUUAUUUCAUCAUUAUGAAAGUUGUCUUCAACUGUAUUUUUCAGAUAAGUUUUCAAAGCUGUUUUUUUUUUUUUUAGAAACUGUACAAUGCUCAAAUAGUGCUAGCUUCUUUCAUCUAAGAUUUACUUCUUUACCAAUUAUAAAUACAUCUGUAAUUUGGACUAUUUUUGAAGCAAUUCAGAUAUCCCAAGACGUCAUGUUGGUCUUUUAGGGGAAAAAAAAGUGUUUUUCUCUCCCUUAUCUGAAAAAACUGUAUUUUUAUACCCAAACUGUGGGCAAAAAUGUACUUAAAUGAGCUCCCUAGUCUAUCUUUGUCUUAUUUUUUCACUCACUCAAUACAAGUAACUAAACUCAUGUGCAAAUGUGGCAUUGUCUUUCAUUACAAAAUCAUGUUUCACUAAUAACAGUCUGUCCUAAGAUGAUCAAUGGGACCUCAACUAGUCUUUUGUAUCUCAAAAACACUUGAACAACUGAUAACGUUCAAGUCUUAGUUUAGCCACAAAGCGCAAAAAAAGAAAAUUGUUUUAUAUGAUCUGAUGUCGUAGUUAUUUCUCCUAAAGGACCAGUGAUCAUAAACUGUGGAAGGAAGGUUCCUCAAGUAAAUUUGUAUAACUUAAUCCGCCUAAGUGUCUCUGAAUUGUUGUGAUGGUCUAAUAAAAUGCUUAGAAUGGUCCUUUUUAGUGCUUCAGCUACAUAACUCCAUCAUACAUUAAUUUCUUUUUGAGUACAUUAAAUUCAGAUUUACUUUUACUGUUUAAGAUCAAUAGUCACGCCUAAAUUGUGUUUGAAAUGAGUGUUUCACAUUUAAGGUAAUAAAUUAAAUUCAAUGGGAAACAUGUUCCUCAAAUGCCUCCUCACUUCUGUACAAUGCCAGAGAUGAAAAGAGUUGAACUCUUUGAUUGAAUCACUUAAAUCUGGAAAAAUAACAGGGGGUGAUGUAAUGUCAGGCAACACAAGCCCUUACUAGACAAAGGUUAUGAUGGCGAUGUUCAUAACCAACUACCUUUUAAAGUAUAAUCAGUAUUUUGUCUAAGAUUAGCAAGAUUAGUUGAUUUUAAAAUUGGAAGGUUAAGAUAAUUUAAUGCAAAAGUUUUUACACAGAAGUUGAAUCAUUUCUAGUUUUUAUAUCUUCUAAUGCUCAAAUGAAAAAUAAAUGAAAUGGUCUUUUAAAAUGAUAUAACACUCACUGAAAACAAUUGAAUAAGAAGCUGUAAUUCAAAAAUACAGCAUUUCAAAUUCUGAUCUAUCUGCAAUUGCUUCACUAUGUAUAAACCCAGGCAUAAAUUUACCCAACAUGAGUUCAUCUUAAGUUUUAGCAGCUUUGGAUAACUAUGUUAAGGUAAUUUUGAAAUUAUCAAAGUAAAACAUUGCACAAAACAACAAGAAUGCCUUUAUUUGAUAUAAAUUUAUCUCAUUGUGUUGUAGCUUGAUAAAUAUGUUGGAAUACAAAAAUGCAGAAUAUAUGUAGAAUGUACCUCUUACUCAGGGGUCAACAUCUUUCUUGAAAUGUGAAAGGAAAUUAAACAGCAAAAAAAAGCACUUAUUUAGUCAUUAAAUUUUCCUCCAGCUUUUCUCAAAAGCUAUUUAUGAGUUUUCACUCCUCAUUAGAAUUUAAUCUCUUUAUGUUCAUUUUUGUUUUAAAAUUCAUGUUUCAAAAAAAAGAAAGAAAGAAGUCUUGAGUUUCAUUGUAAACUUUAGUGUCUCUCCAUUGUGGUUGAUUUACAAUCUUUAAUGUAGGUCCAUGCCCCAACAAAAUGUACUGAAAUCUUCUCUAUUUAUAAAAAAUAAAUAAACAAAUGAAACAUUAUUUAUAAAAAUAUGAACUUUGCAACAUUUUUGUUCAACCUUUUCUUGCAGGCGUGCCUACACCCAGCUCAGAAGUUCUGCGACACACCCUGAACAUGUUGGUACGGGAGAGGAAGAUCUACCCAACUCCAGAAGGCUACUUCAUCGUCACCCCCCAGACCUACUUUAUCACUCCAUCCCUCAUCAGAACCAACAACAAAUGGUAUCAUUUGGACGAUCGGCUGACAGAGCGCCAACCACAACAGUCACAGCAGCAGCAACAGCAACCUCAACAAUGCACCCCCCCACAAUCUGGUAACGUCACUCCAUCCACACCUGGCUGCUUGAGAGAGAGGCCUCCACGCAAGAAUCACAACGACUCAUACAAUUCGUAUCGUGAAGAAUCGUCCAGACUUCACACCUCUGCUCUACAAAGUAAGUCACCGAAAGAACACAGGGAAGAUUCGCAUCAAAGUAAGCCUCCCAAGGAACACAAAACUGGGGAACCUCCACCAAGUACAUCUGCCAAGGAGCAUCGAGGUGAACCGCCUUCAUACCCCCACCCCCCUCUACCCACCCCACCUCCUGUCCAGCAGUCACCGCCUCAAGAAUCUGCUGAAAAGAGCAAAAACAUCACUUCUUUCCCUUAUAAAACUGACACUCUGACCAAAAAGAAAGAAGGAAGUGGUGGUAGUGGAAAUGGCGAGAAGCAAUCCAAAAGGUUUGGACUCAGGCUCUUCCGGCUGAGUUUCAAAAAGGACAAAAUGAGGCAACUGGCCACUUUUUCAGCCCAGUUCCCCCCAGAAGAGUGGCCUCUCCGGGACGAGGAGGUGCCCACCACGCCCAUUCCCCGUGAAGUAGAGAUGGAGAUUAUUCGCAGAAUCAACCCUGACCUUACAGUGGAGAACGUGGCGAGGCAUACAGCUGUGAUGAAAAGGUUGGAGGAAGAGCGUACACAGAAGAACAAGGUGGGGUCUUCGGCUCAACACAGUUCAAGAAGCAGAAGGGGGAGGGGCCACAGGAGGGCCCCACAUGGUAAGUCCCGAUCACACAGCAAGCCUCGAACAUCCAGAGGAGACCCAUCUGAGGGUUCAAACUGGGACCUUUUGUUCAUGGAAAGGGAUUACCGCUUCUUCAGCCACUCAUUGGUACGCUCACCACGGGAGGCCAUGUACACCUUGGAGCGCAGACGAAGUGGUGGCGCGACAUACCUGGUCCAUAGCAACCCAAACAUUACCGAAUCGUACUGCCCUGUUACCCCCGAGUGGGACGUUUCUGGGGAGCUAGCCAAGAGACGGACAGAGAUGCCCUUCCCUGAGCCAUCACGUGGGACGUGCCAGUCCAGAGUGCAAAGAAGUCACAGUCACAAUCAGGACAGGAAGUCGCGCCAUGACAGGUCAGAUCAAGCGAAGGAGCGCUCUCGGUCCAUGGACAACUCCCUUAAAGGCCCAUCACUUGGGGCACCUGAAGACUUUGAACCAAGUCUUGAGGAACGUAGUCAUUACUACACAGAUGACGGCACCUUGCGUGCCACGCAGAAGUCCUCCCACUACUCAAGGAUCAUGUUCUCUGCUGCUAAGUUCCACUCUGAUUUUAAUGUGCCUGAUUUGGGGAAAGGAAGUUUGGACGAGUCGAGGAUUCGUAGUACGAUGGAGAGGAACAAAAGCAGAGACAGCUUGCCAACGUACAAUGAGCUAAUGGGACUUUCUCCUAAGCCCUCAACAGAUGAGUACUUCCAGUGCAAUACGUCAAAUGAAACAAUCCUAACUGCCCCUUCGCCUCAGGCAAAAUCAGAAUAUGACACAUUAACCUCAUCAGGGGGACUCCGAAAGGGCUCUCCUGCUGACCGCCAAACGCCUCACCUCACCUCUCCUCACACGAUGGAGUACAAAGAGGACUUGUCGGCAGUAAAGGGACAGAAUGGCUCGGUGCGACUGACACCAAGCCAGACGCCAGAGCCAGCGCAAAAUGCCCGUUUGACGCCACACCAACACAAUGUAGAUCCUGGAGGGGGAGGAGGCGGUAUGUCGAUCAAGAGGAAAGAGAUCUUCAGCAAGGACACUUUGUUCAAACCUCCACACAAUGCCUUGUCCACAGGCUACGUGGACAGCAGCUACACCAAGUCCGGCACAUUGCGGAAAGCCUCACAAGCCAAAUCAACCGAGGCCCUUGACAAUCCUGAGCCCCAGCAGCCUUCCAAUUUAGCCACUUCGUCAGCAUCACCUGCAGUUUUACAGGGCUGCUUAGAGCCAACAGUCCCCUCUGCCUCCUUUGAUUAUUAUAAUGUAUCAGAUGACGAGGAAGAGGAGGAAGCAGAGGAGGACUCGCACAAAGAGUUGGCAAAGGCAGAGGACAACAAAGACCAUGGGGAAGGAGGUGGUAAUGGCGGAGGCAGUGGUGGUGGUGGAGAGGGAACCAUGCAGUGGCUACUGGAGCGGGAGAAGGACCACGAUCUGCAGCGGAAACUGGAGACCAAUCUGACCUUACUCAGCCCCAAGGAGACGGAGAACAGCAGCAGCCAGAAGUCGGCCCACUCUGCCCGGUUGGACAGCAUGGAUAGCAGCAGUGUCACAGUGGACAGUGGAUUCAACUCCCCCAGGUAUGAAGCGUCGUGGAUUGAAUGCCUAUUUUAUUGUGACAUUCAUUGGAUAUUGUAAAUUCUCAAACCAAAAGUGCUGGUUAGGUUUGGGAGUAUAAUUGGUAAGAGGAUCCUCAAACAGGCCUCAAAAAGUUAAAGUGAAAACUACUAAGUUUAGAAAUCAUGUGAUAACCCUGUUUUUAUUAGUGUAAACUAUGAACAUGCAACCACAGCGAUUAACUUGAAAAGAAUAUCACUGGUAGGUCUGAGAGCUAAAUGCAUUUUUCCUCGAAUUCCGAAUUAAGUCUUGACCUUGCAUCAGCUACACCAACAGUCAAACAACAUUUUUUAAAGCCAAGUCCUGAAGUCCUGAAAGUCCUGAGGCACACAAAUGAUGAUUUAUAUAAGAGUCUGGUUGGUGUUUAAAGGUAAAACCCUAAACUUGGACGUUGGGUUGGCUGGUCAGCUAGUAAAGUAAAUCACUUUCAGGGUUAAAUGAUUAAAAAUUAGUUCUUUUGUUUGAAAUUAAGUGAGUUAAAAAGUUUUUAAAACAUUUUGCCAGUGUAUAGGGCUCCGGUAUACAGCUGUGACACUGCUGUGUCCCCGUUGUACUUCAUUGAUCUUGAUGAAAACAAAUGUCAAACUUUAAAGGUGACUGAUAAACCAACAGAUUGUUUUUUAUUUCUGCAUUGGAUGAAAAACUUAUUUUAAGUACUUAAUAUGCACACAAACUGAAGCAACUGAUUCUAUGAAUCUUUAACAGUCUUUGUGUUUAUUAGAUUAAAAAUAGAAGAUUCAUCUGCUUGUUUUGCUAAAUGUUAAACAUUUGUUCCUUGAAUGCAAUGUGAAAAUAGUGCAGUAGUUUAACAUUACUGAAUUGCUUGUAAAUGAUUGAGGCAUGAUUUACCAGAUAUUAACCACCAGUUUAAUGCUAAAGGACGGACAGACCAAUUUAAAAAUUUCAUGACUUGGCUCUGGUUUUGCUCAGUUGUGGAGCAGGUGCCCCAAAUGCAGAAGCUAUAGUCCUCAUUAUGCUGGUUAAGGGUUUGACUAAUUCUGUCACUAUUUGGUGCGUGUCAUCACCUAUUCCCUCCCCAUAUAUUCUCUAUGUUCAGCUGUCCUUUCAAAUGAAAGAAAAGGCCAAAAAAAAAAAUCAUAAAAAAGAGAAUAUCAAAGUUUCAAAAAUCCAAGCAGCAGAAAUCUGGAUAUCCUGAUUUAUCUGCUGUUUGGUGUAAAUAACACUCACUGCAACCUGCACUUGUCAACAUUUAUAAGUCUUAGUUCUUGGACCCCCCUGACAAAAGCAGCAUCCUUAAUCAGUUGUGCUGGUUUUCUGCCCAAAUUUUAUAAUUGUCAGUGUUCAAGAAUAAUUCCAACACAAAAUAGCUUUUGUGGCAUUACCAAGGUUAUUUUUUCUUUGUCAUUUGUAGAAGACUUUUGUUUUCUUCAUAGCAGUAAAAGACCUGUACGACUCUAAACAAGCUGAGCUUCAAAUAUAAAACUCAAGUCGCAUCUUUGAAACAAGAAAUCUGCUUGCAAAGGCUGUUGUGAACAUGGCUUUGCGAACAUGUACAGUGCCCAGCAUAAGUCAGUACACCCCCUAUUAAAAGUAAUAUAUUACUCAAUAUCUAGAUGACCAAAAGUACAAUUUCUAAUGUUUUGACAAAGCUGAGUUUAGGAUAACAUUUUAUUUACCAUAAGAUGAAAAUAAGGCUGAUAUGGUAACUAAAAUUUAGCUUUACUUUUUUUGUUUGCAACUUAAAAAAUCUUGUUUACAACCAAUGGCCUACAUUUGGUGGAGUAUUUUGUUGUAUAGUCUGACAUAGAACAUGUUGAUUUUGAAAGGAAACACAAGGGUAAAGGGGUGUACUCAUUAAUGCUGAGCACUGUAUAUGCUUUAGGACCAAACAAGUAAAUGCAUCAGAAAUUAUUUGCAUUUAUAAAACUAGUGCAAAGUUUUACAAAGUUACAUUAAAUAAGUUAUUUCCUGAAAUAUUUACAUUUCAGUCUCAUAGUAACUCUGAUUGACAUAUUUUGUGUGAUUAGCAGGACAGGCGUUCUCCUUAUUUGUACCUAACUUUUUUUAUGCUAGAAUUACCUAAAACAGCUCUUUUUAUCUGUUGCAUCUGGUUUCAAUCAAAAGCUGUUUUUGUACUUGUAAAAUGAAAACUACCUAAGGAAUUUUCCCAUAUUCAGUGGUAUUUUGAAGAAGACUUUAGUUUAGGAUAUCACCUGCUGGUCCAAUAACAACUAUGUAUUUGCACUUUUGGUGUUUCCAUCUUGUUUUUUGGGCCAAUGGUGACUGCACUGAAACAAACUUUUAAGUGUUUACUCAAGUUGUAAACCAAGUAGAAUGCACGGUCAGUUGUAGCGUAAAUAUACAUAUAGUUUUUCUCUUGCAAUUAGAGGAGUUACCCCACGGCUGGCAACAAGAACAAAAGUCAGAAAGUUUAAUGGUUUCUCCUUCAGUCUUUGUGGCUUUGUUCAUUUAUUUAUGUAAUCUUUUGUACUGGUCUGGCCCCUAACAGCUUGUGUUUUACGCAGUACAUUUUCUUUUACCUUUGGUCUUUUGUAACACGACUCUGAUUUAUCUCUUGUGUAGGACGCGUGAAAGCCUUGCAUCCAAUACAUCCAGCAUAGUGGAAAGCAAUAGACGGCAGAAUCCAGCGCUGAGCCCCGGCCACAUAGGCACCAGUGGUAUCGGACUGCCAUUCAGCUUUCGCGCCAUCCCAGAACCCCCCGCCACGCAGCCUGAGAAAAUCCAGAAGUCAUCGAACUGCCUAGCCUCCAUCACCAGCGUCUGACAGACUGAGACCCUGAUGGUGGUGGAGAGAAGAGGAAGUGAGGGGCUCCACCAUUUUAGACCCCCACUGUCCUCAACCAAUACACUCACAUUCACAUAAACACACUCACAUAUCUUCAGACUCCUCUAAGAAUCCAUUUACUGAGACUGUUACAAAACAGGCAUGGCUUCAAGAGACUGUUCCCACAGCUUCAAGAACUUUACUGCAAGAAAGAGAAGAAAAACUACAGAAUAUCAAGACCACUGUAGGUGAAGGAACCUACCUGAACUACUUUGAUUUUGGUGACAUGGACUCUAGUUUGGCUUAUAUCAAGAUUCUUGAUUAUUGGUAUUGGAAAGUAGUAGACUAUAGGAUUCAAGUUACAUUUGGAAAUAUGGAAAACUUUUUAUAUUACUUAACAAUACAUGUCCAAUUAAAUGUUCUCCUUCCUGAAAUAGCGUCAAGUUCUUCAGGACGAUUCAAUGUAUCAGCACAAUGUCGAGACAAUAAAAGUUGAUCCUGAGAACUACAAAUGAAAGAUAUAAAAACAUAAAUCAGCUCAGAUUUGUGUACCGCAAUGCAAAUGAUGUAUGUAUACUCGAUACUUUUGAUAUCCUAAUUAUUAUAAUGGUGGUAUUAAAGAUGCUAUGUGACCAAAAAUGA